This is a messenger RNA of Chiloscyllium plagiosum (whitespotted bambooshark), 2787 nucleotides long. Lineage: Eukaryota; Metazoa; Chordata; Chondrichthyes; Orectolobiformes; Hemiscylliidae. The record is from RefSeq and is a predicted model, not a curated record.
GCGGGGUCAGGGAGGGUGGAGACACAGAGGGUGACAGGGACAGAGUGGAAGGGGGUAGGCCCACGGCCUGGAACACAGGGAAUGCUUCUAGCGUCUGGCUCCUUCUGAAACAGAGACGAUGCCAGCCCUACUGGAACGACCCAAAAUGUCGAGCGCGAUGGCGCGAGCUCUUCACCAGCACAUCAUGAAGGAGAGAGCACGGAAGCGACAAGAGGAAGAGGAGGUGGACAAAAUGAUGGAGCAGAAGAUGAAAGAAGAACAGGAACGGAAGAGGAAGAAAGAGAUGGAGGAGCGCAUGUCACUGGAAGAGACAAAGGAACAGAUCUCCAAGAUGGAGCUGAAACUGCAGAAUCUGCAAGAAGAGAAGCACCAGCUUUUUCUGCAGCUGAAAAAGGUCCUGCAUGAGGAGGAGAAGAGGCGGGCCAAGAUGAAGGAACAGAGUGAUAUGAGCACCCUGACCCAGGCAACCUACCCACAGGCACUAGCUGUCCAUUCCAGCCAGCAUCUCAUCAACAUCCAAGAAGGCCAUGGGAGACCAGGCGGACUGUUGGGCGAUCGGCCAAAAUCACAGAUGUUCACAUCAGCCAUUGCACAGAGUCGUGCAUUCACUGCACAGGCUGGAUUCACAGCUGCUCAGCCAGACCAUGCUCAGUACCAGUCUGGUCAGCCAGGACAUAGCAGUUACCCAGUGAGCCAGCCCCAACAUGGAGCACCUUAUGGUCCAGGCCAGGCUGUCACCUAUGCCAGCAGCCAGCAGCUUCGAGGUCCAUCUGCUUUCCAGGCAAUGUCUGCAUACCUCCCACAUCAGCAAACGGCCUACGCUGUCCACGGGCAUUUUACACCUCAGCAAGGCUUCAUUCCCCCGAGUACGGCGAUUCCAUUGCAGAAACAGCUGGAACAUGCAAACCAACAGUCUGGAUUCACUGAUUCAGCUGGGCUAACCUAUGUCCAUCCACAGAGACCAGCAUCACCUGGGGCCUUCCCACAUGGGACCCCACCUCAGCAGACCCUGCCGGCUGGAUUCCAAGCAACAGGUCAGCCUGCUCCCCGACACGCCUACCUUCAGCACAGUCAGGGACAGCGUUAUUACCACCAGUAAGAUCGGCUUGAGAAGGUUCACUUAGUUCGACCCCACCCUCACAUGGCUUACCCACAAAGUUUCUCAGCUUGUGUGAAAGAGGACCACGUUCAGGACAGAUGCCACUGUGAACAGUGAAACAUUUGCCAUUGCUUCUGCGGACAAAUGGUGACAGAUUUGUAUCAAGUAAAUUAUCUCAAUUUAGAUCCUGUGUUUAAACAAAGACAAAGUGAGGGGGGGGGUAGAUUUUAGCUUGUAGUGAUCAAUGAAGCCCUAGCCGAGCAAGGCCGUGGGCUGUCUGUGUCGCCUUGUCUGGUUGAAUGCUGAUGCCCUUUCCACCGUAAAACCCGUGCCAAUGUUGCUGGAGUGGUUGUCUUGAUGUACCAGGUCGAAGCCAAAUGUAACUGAUAAUUUGGGUUCUUUCUUUGCCUCCCUGUUGGAAUCCUCUGCAGUCCUCUUCUCCCUGAGGAUGUGGGUGUUUAUUGUCCAUCUCUUAUUAACCUUGGACUGAAGGGUUUGCUGAGCCAUUUCAAAGGGCUGUUAAGAUUCAAGUACGUUACUGUGGCUCUGGAGUUGCAUCAAGGCCAGACUGGGUAAGGUCAGCAGAUUCCCUUCCCUAAAGGAUAGUUAUAAACCCUCUGCUCCUCCCGUGCUGCAUCCCUUUAAUCUGCAUCUCCCUGCAGCUCAUUACUUUAAAAUUCUCUUUCUGCUUUUGUCUUUCUCUGUUUUGAGAUGAAAGGGACCUGUCAGCAGGAUUAGUGCAUCUGAUCUGGUCUUUACUAGUGCUCUCGGGAGAUUGCUGGGUUUUCAUCAGCCUCCCACCCCCCACCUUGCUGGUAACCCCGUUCCCCAGCUGACUGACAGACUGUGAUAUCAGAUUGGUCUUGUGUCAGCUUAGUGUUGUGUGAGGGGCUGCAUAACCAGUGGAGUGAGUUCUAAAGUGCAGUCAAGUUGGACAGCAAAAUCCCACCAUAAGACAAGUGACUGGGUAAUGACAUGGCUUACUAAACAUCAGUAGAGGAGUAAAUAUUGAUCAGGACAUCAGCAAGGAGUCUGCUCCUACUCUUCAUUCAGUCCUAAGCUUUUUCAUCAAACUGAGAUGGUAGAUGGGUGAGAGGGACAUAUCUUAGUCGAGAUUUUCAAUAGAAAUACAAUAUCUCUGACCGUGAAGCACACUCGCUCAUCUGUCGGCUCUUGCGUUCAUGGGCGUUUCCCUCUCGGUCCCGACGACCACAUGGAGGAAAUGGAUGUAUUUAAGCAAGUUGGAGAAAUGUGUGAAGGAAACUUUAACACUGCAGGAUUCUGCUCGCUUUGAAGCAUCUCUCUCUCAUUCAGUGAUUUUAGUCGUCUUAAUUACAAGACUGUACCUGUAACUAUGUAAUUGUACCAGAUUUAAAACAAGAAUAACUUUACCAGUAGUCACGAAUCAGCUCCUUCCUUGGAAAGACCAACAGUAGCAAGUUAAAAAUGCAGUGGAAGAAGAAAGCCCCACCCUCGAACUCCCUGUUCACACUCUGAACGACAUCGCAGCACGUGGCAGACCACGGAGGGCUCUGGGCUUCCCAAAAUGUACUGAAGCAGGUGGGAUUUAAACCAGGGCCUCUUGAAGCAGAGGUAUGGACACUACCACUGUGCUACAAGGACUUGUAUACUCCUGCAUUAAGGCUGCAAUGAAGCUUCUUGUAACAUAAAGACUAAUGUUUACUUAA